GUUUUCCCUAAGCCAGUCCUGGUCACCAGUGUGGAGCAAAUGAAGGAACUCCAGGACAUUUGCAGGAAAAAGUCAAAAUCCACCCACCCAGCUGUGUCAUCUGAAGAUAACCAGGCCUCGUUGCCAAAGGCAAGAAUAGAAGAUUUGUUCUCUAAAAUGAUACUGAGUGCAUGCCAUGAAGCCAGAAGUUAUGAAUGCAAUGAAAAUUGGAAAAUGUUCAACGACAAGUCAAAUCAUAACAAAUACCAGAAUACUCGUCUUCCAGAGACCCACUAUAAAGGCGGAAAAGUUUCAGACCAAAUGUCCAAUCCCAGUACACAUCAGAUUAUUCCUAUUGUGGAGAAGACAGACAGACAAAGUAAAUGUGUGAAAUUACUUCCGGAAUCUUCUAAGAGUGCUGCACAAAAGAACAUUCCUAUCAGUGGGGAAGGUUACCAGUGUUUACGACCCGGGGAAGUCCUCAGUAAAAUAUUGAAUAGAAAUGGAGUUAAGAAAAUGGGUACGGAAGGAAACCGUAAGAGGAAAGAGUGUGAUAAAAUACAUAGUUGGCCUUCAGGUCUGACUCUACAUCAGAAAGUAUAUGUUGGAGAGAAACCUUAUAUAUGUAGAGACUGUAGCAAAUCCUUUAGGUGGUUCUCAAGCCUUAGCAUUCACCAGAGAAUUCAUACAGGAGAGAAGCCUUAUAAAUGUAGAGAAUGUGGCAAAGCGUUUAGGAAUUCGUCAGCCCAUACUCAGCAUGAGAGAAUUCACACUGGAGAGAAGCCAUAUAAAUGUAGAGAAUGUGGAAAAGCGUUUAUGAAGUUGUCAACUCAUACUCAGCAUCAGAGAAUUCACACUGGAGAAAAGCCGUAUAUGUGUAGAGAAUGUGGCAAAGCAUUUAGGCAUUUGUCAACUUAUACUCGGCAUCAGAGAAUUCACACUGGAGAAAAGCCUUAUAAAUGUAGAGAAUGUGGUAAAGCUUUUAGCCAGUCCUCACACUAUACGCAGCAUCAGACAAUUCAUACUGGGGAGACCCCGUACAAAUGUAGGGAAUGUGGGAAAGCAUUUCGCCAGAACUCAGCACUUGGACGACAUCAGAAAAUUCAUAGUGAAGAGAAGCCUUUUAAAUGUAGAGAAUGUGGUAAAGCCUUCCGUCGGUCCUCAGUGCUUAGUCAACACGAGACAAUUCAUAGUGUAGAGAAGCCUUAUAAAUGUAGAGAAUGUGGUAAAGGCUUUUGUCGGUCCUCCGUGCUUACUGAACAUAAGAAAAUUCAUAGCGGAGAGAAGCCUUAUAAAUGCAGAGAAUGUGGUAAAGCCUUUUUCCUGUCUUCAUCCCUUACUCGACAUAAGAAAAUGCAUACUGGAGAGAUGCCUUAUCAAUGUAGAGAAUGUGGCAACACCUUUUGCCAGUCCUCAUCCUUUAGAAAACAUCAGAAAAUUCAUGCUGGAGAGAAGCCUUACAAAUGUCGAGAAUGUGGAAAAGUCUUUUGCUGGCCCUCAUCCCUUAGAAAACAUCUGAAAACUCAUGCUGGAGAGAUGCCUCACAAAUGUCGAGAAUGUGGUAAAGCGUUGCACCAGUCCUCAGUGCUUCCACAACAUCAGACAGUUCUUAAUGGAGAGAAGACAUACAAAUGUACAGAAUGUGGUAAAGCCUUUUGCCAGUCCUGAACCCUUACUCAACAUCAGAAAGUGCAUACUGGAGAAAAGUCUUAUAAAUGUAGAGAAUGUAAAGCCUAUUGCUGGUCCUCAUCGCUUACUCAGCAUAGGGAAAUUCGUACUGGACAGAAGCCUCGUUAGUGUAGAGGAUGUUGCAGAGCCUUUCGGUAUUCCUCGGUCCUUACUCAAAAUGAGACAAUGCAUAAUGGUGAAAAGCCAUGUAAAUGUAGGGAAUAUGGCAAAGCCUUUAGGUGGUCGUCAGCCCUCACUUAUAAUCAGACUAAUUUCACUUGAGAGAAGUCGUGUAAAUAUGGACCAUGUGGCAAAGCCUUUAUU
Molecule: messenger RNA, 1971 nt
Organism: Pteronotus mesoamericanus
Lineage: Eukaryota; Metazoa; Chordata; Mammalia; Chiroptera; Mormoopidae
Product: zinc finger protein 883-like
Biological process (GO): regulation of gene expression
Cellular component (GO): nucleus
Source: RefSeq, a predicted model, not a curated record